Messenger RNA from Haemonchus placei, 2289 nucleotides. Lineage: Eukaryota; Metazoa; Nematoda; Chromadorea; Rhabditida; Trichostrongylidae. The record is from the annotation of a GenBank genome assembly.
AUGACCGAAGAAGAAUUUGCGUCCAUUGAAAGUAAAACUUACAAAUUCAGACCGUCUCUGCUUUCACCAUUGAUGCCAAUCACUUCGUGUGCAGUGGAGUGUGACGCUUUCGUCACGGACAUCAUGAAUAAAGAAUUGCACUCAUUCAAUGUCCAUUCAUCCAAUCCUGGUCUGGAAUAUAUUUGGCGUGAAGAAGCUGCACGAUGUAAUGCUCAAGGACGCAAACUCGAAGACGUCUUCAAUAACUGUACAUCAGAUCCAGAUAUUCUAUUCGGUUACGACACAGUCCGCCUUUCUUGGGGUUACGUUCUCAGAAGAGCUUUGGUUCUUGGAUUUCUUGACUUUCAUCAAGACUAUCAAUCAUCGAAGCCGCAUACAUCACCGUUAGUGGAGGCAUGUCAUACUUCGCCAAAAGCUGGGGUGUUUUCUCUGCAAUUUCAUUUUUGCAGGUCCUAUGACAGGGGUACGGCGGCAUUGAUGGUUCUGAAUAGGAAGCUACCGAUUCUUGACGAUCGCGCUCUUUGUCAAAAUCUGUUUGGAAACUUUAGUGAAAUGGUGAUUAACUACGUCAACAAGCUAGCGCUACUGAAUAUUUCAUUGCUGAACGAAGUCAAUUGGUUCCUGAAAACAGCUGAGAUGGCUCGCGUAUAUGGUAUUCAGUUUCACGAGGUGUGGAGUAGAGGUUCCCAGUUAAGAGUGGAAUCGAUGAUGUUCCGGCUAGCUCACACGCAAGGAUUUGUAAUGCCGUCUGUUAUUCCUUCUCAGAGGAUACAAAUGGAUGCACCUGAACAGCUGCAGCUCAUCAUGGAACCUCUGUCAAAAGUGUACUUCGAUCCAGUCAUCGUUCUUGAUUUUCAAUCACUUUAUCCGUCCAUGAUGAUCGCUUACAACUAUUGUUUCUCUACGCUUUUUGGCAAGGUAUAUGGUGACUUUCUGGUUACAAGCACUUUUGCUAUUUCUAGAUCAUCGUUUGUGGAAUGUGCGACGAAGAAAAUGCUACACUGCUCCCCUCUCUCAGCAGCAUUUGCAACUCAUUCAAAGCGUAGUGGCAUACUACCCACACUUUUACGAGAGGUUCUCGGGGCACGUAUUAUGGUGAAAUCGGCAAUGAAACACGUGACUAGCAAGCGUCUGAAGCGGGUCCUUGAUGCUCGUCAAUUAGCUCUAAAGCUCGUAGCCAACGUCACUUAUGGCUACACAAGUGCGAAUUUCAGCGGGAGAAUGCCAUGUGUUGAGGUUGCCGAUGCUAUUCUAGGAAAGGGUCGAGAAACGCUGGAAAGGGCAAUCGCUCAAGUGAAAGAAGGAAACUAUGGUGGCGCACAGGUGAUCUACGGCGAUACCGACAGCAUGUUUGUGCUUGUACCAGGAGCUACCAAAGCUGAAGCGUUCGCAAUUGGUCGUCGUAUUGCUGAGGACGUCACGAAAGUUAAUCCUACUCCUGUUGUCCUGAAACUAGAGAAGGUUUAUAUGGGAUGUGUAUUAGAAACGAAGAAGCGAUAUGCUGGAUGGAUGUAUGAGAGUGAAGACGACGAAAAAGGUCAGCUGGACUCCAAAGGACUGGAAACGAUCCGGAGAGAUACGUGUAUGGUUGUAGCGAAUGUGUUGGAGCGCAGCUUGAAGUUGAUUUUUGCCCAAGACUGGCGAGCGUUGAGCACCUAUCUCAACACGAAGCUUUCUAGACUUGAAGACUUACCGUAUACUGACUUCGUGUUCUCGAAGGAAUUUCGUGGUCAUUACACAGAUAAUGCUCCCGUUCCACAGUUGAAAGUGGCUAUGCGAUUGGCUGCCCAGAAUCCUGCCCAUAUUGCACUUGUGGGAGAACGUCUGCCGUACAUUGUGACCCAAGGUGCUCCCGACGCGUCCGUAAUCUCGUGUGUGCGAUCAAUCCCUGACUUUUUAGCAGAUAAAAGUCUGCAGAUCCAUUUCACUUACUAUGCUCAUGUACAUAUCCUACCCGCUCUGAGACGUGUCACUGAUCUCCUCCCGCUCACCAUAAACUGGCGUGCAGAUGCCUCUACGAUGUGCUUUACUCCAGGAUGUUUGACAGUAGGUGGUAAUCCGUGGUGUUCCUGUUGUGCAGAAUUUGGUUCGACGUUCCGAUUUGCUCUCGUUUCACUCGCCCGUGAAGAGCGAUUGCAAGCCAUUGCACGGCUUGCUUGCAGUCGUUGUCAACAGCGAAUCCAUUGCGACAUGGAGCAGUGUCAGAAUUAUGCCAAAUCGAGGCGAGCUGUGACCAGUCAUCGGCUUUAUUCAGAUAAAAAUCCUUUCAAUUUGAUGGUAUUCCAGUGA